Mesorhabditis belari is the source of this 483-nucleotide messenger RNA. The record is from the annotation of a GenBank genome assembly. NCBI's taxonomy places the organism in Eukaryota, Metazoa, Nematoda, Chromadorea, Rhabditida, Rhabditidae.
AUGGAUACCUCAACGAGUGGCCGGGUCAAAUCGCAAUUGGAGGAGUUGAUGGAGAGCGAAGAUGAGGCUCCAAUGGAAGAAGACGAAGGAAACCCGAAACCAAACGACGCAGAAGCCCUGCUCAACGAUGAUAGCCCACUCCCGGAGACUGAUCUCGGACAAGCAAUCGACCUCCUCAUCACCACAUGGGCGCAACUCUUGCCGAACAUCAGGACUAGACAAAUAUCCCAGGCACAAACUAUGGAACACGUCAAAGAAUUUGGAGAGAUUUGCGUCAGAAAUUUUCGCGAUGCUUGCCACGACGUCAACUCGGAAUUCACCAAGAUCGCUAUUCAAUGGCAACAUGAGCAUCCAGAUGAAACCAACGAAGAGCUUCUCAAGGACAUAAACGCCGCUUCGACACGACAAUCUACUCUACUCGGUCGGGUGCCGGGUGUUUGGUCUCGCCGAACGGACGAAUACUUCAAAAAUUCACAACAAAAA